AUGGCGGCAGACGCGCAGAAGAAUAAUAACAAUGCGGGUAAAACGUCUAAAAAGGAGCCUCAGCCGCUCGUCAUCGCCAAAACUCCGGCUGAGGAGCAGAGGUUAAAGUUGGAGAAGUUGAUGAGAAACCCCGACAAGCCUGCUCCUAUCCCAGAUCGUCCAAAGGAAUGGAACCCGAGGGCCCCGCCGGAGUUUGUGCGCGACGUGAUGGGCUCCAGCGCCGGGGCGGGCAGCGGAGAGUUCCACGUUUACCGCCACCUCCGCCGCAGAGAGUACCAGCGGCAAGAUUUUCUCGACAAAAUGUCAGUGGUCCACAACAAAAACGAAAAGUACAUGGAGAAGCUGGAGAAGAAUAAGCAGGCGGCAGAUGAGAGGACGGCCAAGCGGAGGAAGAAGCGGGAAAAGCUUAAGCAAAAGAAGCUAGCUGCGAAGAAAGCCAAAGAAGAGGCUAAAAACAAAAACGAUGCAGGCAGUGAUGAAAAGAGCUCAAAUAGCAGCGAAGAUGAGGAGGAUGAGGAACGAGAGGCAGAUGAUGAUGCUGAAGUUCCGAGUUUCAUCAUGGGAAAGAAAUGA
Knipowitschia caucasica is the source of this 573-nucleotide messenger RNA. The record is from the annotation of a GenBank genome assembly. Lineage: Eukaryota; Metazoa; Chordata; Actinopteri; Gobiiformes; Gobiidae.